Molecule: messenger RNA, 2991 nt
Organism: Nerophis lumbriciformis (worm pipefish)
Lineage: Eukaryota; Metazoa; Chordata; Actinopteri; Syngnathiformes; Syngnathidae
Source: RefSeq, a predicted model, not a curated record
GCCGACUCCAUCAUUCAUAUUGGUGCAAUCUUUGAGGAGAAUGCAGUCCGGGACGAUGAAGUGUUCCAGCUGGCUGUGUCAGACCUCAGUUUGAGUGAUGAUGUCCUACAAAGUGAGAAGAUCACACACUCUAUCAAACUUAUCGAACCCAACAAUCCUUUCCAAGCAGUUCAAGAAGCAUGCGAGCUGAUGAACCAGGGAAUCCUAGCGCUCGUGACGUCGACCGGCUGUGCUUCAGCCAGCGCGCUGCAGUCGCUGACCGACGCCAUGCACAUCCCGCACUUGUACAUCCAGAGGAACGGUGGAGGCUCGCCUAGGACCGCCUGCCAGCUCAACCCCAGCCCCGGCGGUCGCGGGUACACAUUAGCUGCCCGUCCGCCUGUGCGCCUCAAUGACGUCAUGUUGACACUGGUUGAAGAGUUGCGCUGGCAGAAGUUCAUCGUAUUCUACGACAUUGAGUAUGACAUGCGGGGCCUUCAGGGCUUUCUGGACAGGUCAUGUCGAGAAGGUCUGGAUGUUUCUCUACAACGUGUGGACAAGAACAUCAGCCAGGUGUUCAGCGAUCUGUUCACUUCCAUGCGGACGGAGGAGCUCAACCGAUACCGGGACACGCUGCGCCGAGCCAUCCUGCUGCUCAGCCCGCACGCCGCGCACACCUUCAUACAGCAGGCGGUCGAAACCAAUCUGGCCUCCAAGGACAGUCACUGGGUGUUUGUUAACGAGGAAAUCAGCGACACGGAGAUUCUGGAGCUUACCCACAGCGCCUUGGGGCGCAUGACGGUCGUUCGGCAGAUUUUCCCACUGUGGAAGGACAGCGGCGCACGAUGUGUGAGACACAAUCACCGGAUUUCUUCGCUGCUGUGCGACCCGCAGGAAGGAUACCUGCACAACCUGGAGGUAUCGAACCUGUAUCUGUACGACAGUGUGCUGAUGCUGGCCAAUGCCUUCUACAGGAAGUUGGAGGACAGGAAGUGGCACAGCAUGGCCAGUCUCAACUGUAUCAGGAAGUCUACCAAGCCCUGGAAUGGAGGCUGGUCCAUGCUGGAGACCAUCCAGAAGGGCAACAUCACGGGACUAACGGGCCUCAUGGAUUUCAAAGAUGGUGGUGCCAACUCUCACGUCCACUUCGAGAUUCUCGGGUCCAGUUUCAGCGAGACUUUUGGCAAGGACGUCAAAAGGUUGGCCACGUGGGACGCGGUGCACGGCCUGAACGGGAGCCUGAAGGAGAGUCGCAUCGAGAGCGGCAUGCAAGGAGUCACCGUCAAAGUGGUCACAUUGCUGGAGGACCCCUUCGUCAUGGUAGCUGAAAAUAUACUGGGCCAGCCCAAAAGGUACAAAGGCUUCUCCAUUGAUGUGCUGGAGGCCCUUGCCAAGAUCCUGGGCUUCAAAUAUGACAUCUACCAGGUGUCCGACAGCAAAUAUGGAUCGCAGCUUCCCAACGGCUCCUGGAACGGGAUGAUCGGUGACCUCAUCAACAAGAAAGCCGACCUUGCUGUGUCUGCUAUCACCAUCACGCCGGAACGCGAGAACGUAGUGGACUUCAGCAAGCGUUACCUGGAUUACAGUGUGGGAAUACUGCUGAGGAAGCCGGAAGAGAAGAUCAACAUCUUUUCGCUCUUUGUGCCUUUCGACUUGGCUGUGUGGGCCUGCAUUGCCGCCGCUAUCCCAGUGGUGGGCGUCCUCAUCUUUCUGCUCAACCGGCUGCAGGCGCUGCGCUCGUCGGCUGCGCAGAACGCACCGCCGGGCCAGCCCAACAACAAUGGUUCCGGUUCCCUACAAACCGCCAUUUGGAUUGUCUACGGAGCUUUUGUACAGCAAGGUGGUGACGGAGUGGUAAGCUCAGUGGCCCUGAGGAUCGUCAUGGGCAGCUGGUGGCUCUUCACACUCAUCGUGUGCUCGUCAUACACGGCCAACCUGGCAGCGUACCUCACCGUGUCCCGUAUGGACCACGCCAUAAGGUCCUUUCAGGACCUGUCCCGGCAGAUGGACGUGGAUUACGGCACAGUGAGAGACUCUGCCGUGUACGACUACUUCAGGAACAAAGGCACAAAUCCUCUGGAGCAGGACGGCACGUACGCAGAGCUGUGGAGGACCGUCAGCAAGAACAGCGGCUUGGACUACUCCGUGUCCAGCCCCUCGGAGGGGAUACGCAAGGCUAAGAAGAGUCCGUACGCCUUUCUGUGGGACAUGGCGGUUCUGGAGUACGCGGCGCUUACGGACGACGACUGCACCAUCACCGUGUCCGGCAGCGGCGUCAGCAGCAAAGGUUACGGCAUCGCCAUGCAGCACGGGAGCCCCUACAGGGACCUCUUCUCGCAAAAGAUUCUGGAGCUUCAGGAGAAGGGCGACCUGGACAUCCUGAAGCAGAAGUGGUGGCCGCGCACGGGCCGCUGCGACCUCAGCAGCCACGCAAGCGCGCACCCGGAUGGUCGCUCGCUAAAGCUGCACAGCUUCGCCGGCGUCUUCUGCAUCCUGGCUGCCGGGCUGCUGCUUGCCUGCCUGGUGGCAGGGCUGGAAGCCUGGUGGAGCAGCAACCGGUGCCGGCGCGAGACGCCCAAAGAGGACAAGGAGGUGAACCUGGAGCAGGUGCAUCGGCGUAUGAACAGUCUUUUGGACGAGGACUUGGUCCACAAGCAGAUCCCCGGCCCCUCUAUCGAGAUCUCUGCGCUGGACAUCGGCAGCAUGCAGCCCACCCAGGCGGGUCUGAUGGCCCCGGGCCUCGCUGUGACCACCUUCCUGCCCAGGGAGGGGGCGGCGCCACCGCCGCCUCAUCUGAGCCACCCGCACCUUGGGGGGACCCUAGGCAGGACGCUGCCGCCGCCACAGCUCUCUGGCAGCACCACGCUGCCACCCCACCUCGCGGGCACCAUGCAGUGCAAGCACAGGGCACCCAACGGGGGGCUCUUCCGGCAGAGCCCUGGCAAGGUGCCUCUCUACCAGGCAGGACCCUUAACCGCAGCCAUUGACGCCACCCACAGCACCUCCAUUUAG